GAACAAAAAAAAAUCUCUUUUAACAGUACACAACCAUCCAUGGCAUCUUCAUUACCACUGAGUUUCCACAUCAUCCACAACAACAACAACAAUACACCAAAACCCCUCUCUCUUUCACAGUAUAUUUCAAAUACUUCAUUUCUCUCAGCACACUCCUCCUCAACAUCAUUGGUAUCUCAUCAUAUUUGUUAUAGUAACUUGCCGGAAAGGGAGGAAUCGCGAUGGUUAAGGGAGGAGCAACGGUGGUUGAGGGAGGAACAACGCUGGUUAAGAGAAGAGAGACGCUGGGAAGAAGAACGAGAAGCUUUGUUGCUUCAAAUUAAGGAAUUAAAGCUACGUUUAAAGGAGAUUGAGAAUAAUAAUAAUCUUCUUCCAGAAGCUUCUUCUUCUGUAUCUGACACUGUUGCUAAUAUUGCUAAGUUAUUGCAGCUGCUGAAGGAGGGUGAGCUGGGAAAGAAUGUACAUGUGAUUGCAGAAAGUGGGUCGAUUGCUUUGCCAUUAGUUUUAGAAGCAGCAAAGCAAAAUGAGGUUAUUGUCAAGGAAGAACCACAAGAGGAGAAGGUGAUAAGGGAAGUCCCUAAAGAAUCAAAAGGAGAGGGUAAAGAAGUCAAGAAGAGAAAGACUUUGAAAAAGGGAUCUGAAGGAGAUGAAGUUCGACUGUUGCAGGAACAAUUGUUAAAAUUGGGCUUUUAUUGUGGCGAGGAAGAUGAGGAAUUCUCCAUCUUCUCUAGUGGGACAGAGCGUGCUGUGAAAACUUGGCAGUCUUCAUGUGGUAUCCGAGAAGAUGGCAUUAUGACUUCUGAACUUCUUGAAAAAUUAUAUAUGGUGCAAAAGAUUGACGGGGUGAAGGAAAAUCCCAAACAACCAGAUGUAGCUGAAGCAAAGGCUAGGGCAAAUGGUGCUCCAGUUGCAACUAUCAUGGAAAUAGAGGAAGUUCAGCAGACAACUGUGAAAGAAGAUGGUGUGUCUGAAACUGAGGUGUCCCACCAUCGAGUCUUUCUCCUCGGAGAGAACCGAUGGGAAGAACCUUCCAGACUUACCGCAAGUAAGAAACAGGCGAAGACUACUAGUGGCAGUACCACCACGAAGUGUCUUACUUGUCGUGGAGAGGGCCGCUUGUUAUGCAUGGAAUGUGAUGGGACUGGUGAGCCAAACAUUGAGGAACAGUUUAUGGAAUGGAUAGAUGAAGGAAUGAAGUGUCCCUAUUGUGAAGGCCAUGGAUUCAUAACUUGCGAUGUUUGUGAAGGCAAAAAGAUAAUGCAAGCGUAGUGGAUAUAUGUGCAGUUGUAUAUUAAUCCCAGAACUUUUGAUUUUUCACCUUUGAUAUUAGAUAGACCAGAGGUAAAUUGUAUACAUGGAUAUUUGAGAGAGGCCAGAAAGAAAAAAAUUUGACAAAUUUCAUUUUG
This is a messenger RNA of Lycium ferocissimum, 1406 nucleotides long. Its product is annotated as protein disulfide isomerase pTAC5, chloroplastic. The transcript is spliced from 7 exons. The record is from RefSeq and is a predicted model, not a curated record. NCBI's taxonomy places the organism in Eukaryota, Viridiplantae, Streptophyta, Magnoliopsida, Solanales, Solanaceae. Bases 40 to 1269 code for a protein of 409 amino acids.